CGUGGACGACCUCGCAACCUUUUCAGUGCCUUCAUCCCGCACUGCGGGGCCCUGCCCCCGCCAAGAAUUUUAUUGUUAUUUUUUUUUAACUCACAAUUACCCAGGCCUUCAGAACGCCUUUUUUUUGUCGAAGUGGGGAGUUAGCGAAGUAGUGCGAAAAGACUCCGAGUGCGAGGCGAAGAUGGAGGAAGGCGCCCAGGCCCCGGACUGGGACAGUGAUGAAACCAUGAUAGAGGGGUCAGUGAUGGAUAGCGACCUGGAAGACGAGGAGCUGCCCUGGAGAAGGUUACUCUUUGAUCAAGACAUGUCUCUGAAAUCUGAAUCCAGUCUCCAUCCUGGUAUGAGUGGAAUGUGCAAAGGCAUGCCUUCUCCUGAGAUUCAACUUGGGUUUAAACUCAGAGAGCAUCCACAAGAGCAAAUGAAUACCAGUAAGAUGAUGCCUGCUCUUAGUGAGGAUACAGUCUUACAGCAAUCUCAAGAUGAAAUGGAACAAAAUCAAGCCCUGUUACAAACAAAGUGUCCAAUGUUUACUGUGUCAGUUCCACAGACUGGACUUUCACUGAGCCACCAAAACAUUCAAGGGCCCGAGGCUGAAAAUACUGGAGUUUUGCCACACACAAAAAAGGCUUUAAGUGAAGAUAGAGACUCUCCUGAAAUUAGCCUUCUCUCAGGUACUGCUAUUACAGUGUCUGGUAUGGUUUCUGUGAAAGAGAAAUCAUUAACUGAGCCAGAGAAGAUAGCAGCACAAAAUACAUUUUCUGAGCCUGGAAAGAAAGUCACAUUGAUCAUGACUUCUGAAGAUACCAAAGAUGAAGAAAGCUCUGUUGAAACUUUUGUAUCUGCCUUAGAAAGGUUACGAACAUCACCAGAAAGCACCCAGGAGGAAAGAUCAUUUCAACUAAUGAAUGAUUUUGAACCUAGCGAGUUGGUGAACCCGUUGAGUGACUCUCUGAGUUCCACACAAACCUCCUUGAAUGACUUGUGGGCAUGUCACAGAGAUGUACUGGAAAACACAGAGGAUGAUGCAUUGCCAGUUGAGUUGGUAGCAGCCCUGAACACAUUGUCAGAAGCCAUGGUGGGACCAGUUUGUCACAUAAAAGAGGGAGGCAGCAGUCCCAGUGCUAGAAAUGAAUGUCUAGGUGUGGAGCCCAAUGUGUCUCAGACUAAUGAAGAUUGUACACAGAUGGCAGAGAUGAAUCUUGAGUCUUUUUGUUCUAUGCCACCAUUUGAACAAUAUUCCAAGUCAGCUGAGCUGCAGGACGGAGAUCUAUCAGUGCAACAAACUCCAGAAGGCCCAGAUCCAUUUGGAUUGCAAACUUUGGCUCAUCAAAAUGCCACCUCUUGCAAUCAACUAAAUAAUAAGGGGGAUUCAAAUCCAGUGGAAAAUAUCCCUGAUCAAGAAACUCCAUGUGUGUUAAGGAGAUCAUCGAGACUGAAAAAAAUGAAAGUAGACAAAGCUGGAAAGCAUACAGAUGAUGUGUGUAAGAUUCCAGAAAAAAUUUUACCAAAAAUACUUAGCUGUGAGCGUCAAACAAAUAGCAGAUCUUUAACUAAGGAUUCCAGCAUGCAGGAUUCUGCUUUAAUGACUAAAGGUGAAGGGAAGAAUGUGCAUUCAUUUAGACUCAAGAGUGGAGAACAGAUCAGGAAAAACAAAAAAUUUGCAGCAAAAAAUGAAAAAAUGAAGAUGAAUAAGAUGUCUCUUUCUAGUAUUAACCGGAAAAACAUUUUUGGAGAGAACUUACUGUACAGGGCUGCUCUGCAAAAUGAUGUUGAUCUUGUUCAUCAUUGUAUAAAAAAAGGUGGAAAUGUAAAUCAGCCAAGUUACGCUGGUUGGACGGCACUUCAUGAAGCUAGUGCAGGAGGAUUUUAUCGGAUUGCAAGUGAACUAUUAAAAGGUGGAGCAGAUGUAAAUAUCAAAGGAAGGUACCAGAUCACCCCCCUACAUGAUGCUGUGAUGAGUGGACAUUAUAAGGUGGCGGAGUUACUUCUCUUGAGUGGAGCUGAUCCAUUACUUAGAAGUGACAGUGGAAAGUGUGCUUUGGAUGAAGCCAAGCAUUUGUGUAUGAAGCGUCUCCUUGAGAGAUAUGUUCCUAAACAUCAAAAACGUCUUAUAUGGGCUCCAAGGAAUAGCACUGACCCAAUAGAUGUAGAGGAUACACACCAGCACAAGAAACCAAAAUUUAGUUCUAAAAAUUGCGUUGCGUUUGUUAAUGACGAAGAUUCCAACAGACUGAAUCAAGAACAUGUAAAAGUCGAUAAAGGAAGCAAAGAGGGUUUAUAUAUAAAUAAAGAAGAUAUAUAUGAAUAUUACCAAAAAGAUUCCAAAAACACAAAAUUUGGUAAAUCCAAGCAAAAGCUAUUAACUCUUGACCAAAUACACUCUAAAGGAUUCAGAAAAGACAAUCUACAUAAUGUCAGAGAUCCCAGCACAAAUGUGUCUAAUGAUAAAGGAAGAAACACACAACAUAAGAAGACUCACAUGGAUGAUGGAGACUGCAGUCCAAGAAAGACGGUAGCUGUCACUUCUUCCAGAAGAAUAAACAGGUUGGUUCCACAUCAGCAGCAUAUUCUCGAAACCCUUGAUGGCCUUCCAGAAGAGUCAUGUAAACCUUCCAGCCCAACUCUCUCAAGCCUGACAAAUGACUUAGGUAAAAGUAUCAAGGCUUGUUCGAUUUCCAAAGAAGCACAUACUCAGAGCUUAGAUUUAUCAGAUAAUCAAGAAGUACAAUUCUUGGAAUUAGAAUCUGUUGACCAAACUGAAGUUUGUUUCUCAGGACUUUCUUUACAUAAAGAAAUCAAGUUACCACUCGUUCCUACAGACCAGCCCACUCACACUGACAAAAAACAGCACAUAAGCCCUUAUAAAUUUCAUGAAAAUAGUAACUCAGGUCAAAAAGAUGAGAACCUUAAUAAGUGGGAAAAUUCUAUCCCAUUUGUUGUAAAGGGAAAUAUUAAUGAUGAUGGUGGUGGUGGUGACUGCUGUACUGAGAAGACUGUGACAUCUGAAGAGGCUAUGUGUUCUGCAGAUUGCAAAAUCCACUAUAAUUGUGAAGAGAAUAUAACAAAUAGAGAAGAAAUAUAUUUUCAACAGUCUUUACCUUCUGAGCACCAUUUUUCACAGGAAAAUGCAUUAAAAGCAGGCAGCCUAACCAUACUUCCACAACAGGAAGCUGUUACUUUUUCUGAUUCAGAUAAUACAGUCAUUUCUGAACAACAUGUUGCAAAUUACGAACAGUAUACGUAUGGAAUUUCUUAUGAUCACUCACCUGGCAAUCCUGACCAAACUCCCCUGGCUGGUACAAGAACACUUUCAACACAUGAACCUUCAGAGUUGACUAGUCAUGUGGAACUAUUCAAAAGGCCUCCGGAUUAUAGCCCCAGAGCACCAACUCCUUUAAUGAAUCAAACAAAUACACGUACUGUGGAAAAGGUGAAUGAGCAACAAGACAUUAAAAGGAAUUACACUGACAGAGAUCACAAAGCAAGUUAUUCAAAUGGGCCUUUAUCCACAAUUGCUUGUUCUCAAGUAAUAGAGACAACUAAAAUUGAAAAAAGGAGACAAGACCUUUCAGAGAGCAAGACCAUACGUAACGUAGAUUUUCAUUCCACUGGCAAUAUGAAUAAAGAAUUGAUCAAUAACUCACAACUUAAUCAAAGAGGAGAGAAGAAAAUUUCUCCCAAGCCAGGUGAGAUAUUAACUAAUAAUGGAGAGGAAGGCACUAUAAGAAAUUGUGAGGAGAAAAAACAAAAAUCAGAUUCAGAAAUUCACAUGCCUAUUACUAUCCAAGUUCAGAAUUGGAAGAACAGACAAAAUUUGUUGAAAGCUACCUGCAGUCAAUGUUGGACACCACUUCAUGAGGCAUCUAGUGAGGGAUCGAAUGAUAUAACUGUAGAGUUAUUAAAAGCUGGUGCUAAUGUCAACAGUGAAAAUCUAGAUGGAAUUCUGCCCUUACAUGAUGCUGUUACAAACAAUCAUCUAAAGGCAGUUGAGAUUCUAUUACAACAUGGAGCAAACCCUAAUCAAAAAGAUCCAAAAAAGAAGACUGCUUUGGAUGAAGCAGAUGAUGAAAAAAUGAAAGAGCUGCUAAAAUCUUAUGGUGCUGUUGAGACUGGUAAUAGAGAUGAGAGUAAUAUUGUAAAAAGUCCUGCUGUCCGGUCAAAAAGACAUAAGCAGUGUAUUUGUGAUGACUGCAAAACUGAUGAUCCACCUUCCCUUUCACACCAAGAAAAAACAAGAGAAAGCCUUUCUAUGCAUCAGACCAUCAACGCCAUUUUACAAGAUAUAGAAGAAAAACAAGAAAGGUUAUUAGCAUUUGAAAUAAGAACCCCUGAAGAUGCAGAACAAUACAUUGAGAAGAUGUUACAGAUCAAAGAGGUGAUGGAUAGUGUGCUUGCCAAGCAGAAGGCAGAAAGGGAUGAUCUAGCUAAGAAAUACAGGGUGUCUAUAGAGUCAUUUAAGCAUGGAGCUCUGAGAGAACAACUGGCUAACUUGGCCACAAGACAAAAGAGUCUUUUAGUUGUGGCAAAAAAACAGAGAAGUAUAAGCCUGAAAAUUCAAAACUAUAAGAAUGUCACAUCAUUGUCUGGACUUAGCUUGAGGAAGCUGCCAUCUAGCCCAGAGAUCUCUAAUGAAGAGGACAGCCAGAAGCUUACCAGUCUGGAAAAAUCAGUACAGCCCCUGUCAGGUUCACUUUCCCCUGCCAACCUUGUUUCUGGAAACAUGCAGGAAGCACAGUUGCCUCUGGAAACUUGUGUUACAGUUGAGAACGACAGCCAGAAUACCAGUAUUGGCCAAAAUUCAGAGACAGUGAGAAGGGAAGAAUUUUCUGGAAAUAAGCAGAAUUCGAAACAGAAUGUCAGUGACUAUACCUUGGAUGGGUUAUCAAAAUCCAGUCAUUUAGAUGGCACUGAGAAGAUUAAAUUACCAUCACAACCUAUUGCUUUUAUUGCGCAAGUAGAUUAUUCACAAAAAGAAAACGAUUUUAUAAAAACUACAGCCAAAGGGUAUGAAUCCUGCCACCCUCCCACAGUUACUGGUGCCUUAAAUAUUUCAGAAAUCACAAGUGUACUUGCCCAAAAGGAUGCCCAUCUAUCAGCUGUUAUUUGUGAUCAAGCCCUUUCCAAUUAUGAUCCAAAAACAAGAAACAAGAAAACAGCUUCCCAGCAACCACCUAGGGCAGCAUCAGAGUCUCCUGCACAUCAGAGAAUUACCGCCUUAGACAGUGAUACGAUGCAUCAGAUGAAACCAUAUCUUAAAAAAUCAGCUUCUGCUGUUCCAUGUGCAAAUGACAGUCAGAUCACCACCUCUGGGUCUGGCCGUCAACAUACUAUGAAAAAGCCUUUAAACUACAGCACAGCUCCUAAAAAGAAAUGUAUACAAAUAAAGGAUCUAAUAUUACUAGGAAGAAUUAAUCCCGGAAAUAACAUUCUGGAAUUCAAAACACAGGAGACUACCCACAAAGCCAGUAUUUUAUCAAGUGGUAAAAUUAAGGUAGAGAAUGGUCAGAUUUAUCAAACCCCAGUCACCUGGCUCAAAGAUCUCCUAGGAGGCGACUGUUCUGUGACCUGGAAUUAUGCUUGGAGUAAGGUAACAUACCUUGGGAAAGAGCUUUCAAAGUAUGUUUCUGAAGAAGUACCUGUGCCUCCAGAACCAAACUUGGUACUGCAGCAAUGUCAGCCUUCUCUUCUAGAUCGCAAGGAGGCCUCUCAGCCCCAAGAUCAGCCAGUACUGGUUUAUAACUUUGUCUCCGGCCUGGAAAAUGGAGUGAGUGAAGACUGUCUUGGAACUUGCAGAGAGCCAGUGCAGAGUAACCCACAUUAUCUACAAAUAAACGAAAUACUAUUAAUCAGCGAUCAAGAAUUUCUCCCAUGCCAUAUAAUGGAUCAGCAUUGGAAGUUCUAUGCAGAGUGUGAGGAACUAAUGUUCUAAAGCCCUGUUUUCUUAGUUAUAUAUUAGGUAUUUUUUCAUAUUACUAACAUUUCAUAUUUUGUCUUGUGUGGUCUCGUGUGCCUGUUUUAACACACACUUCAUCGGUUGCCACUUAAGAUUUUUACUAUUGCAAGAAAAAUAUAACUCUUCAACCUAUUGUAGUAAGAUUAAUACUUUUUUGCCAUUGAAAUAAAAGCAUUUUUGAACUAGACCAAUUGACUCUCCGGCUUUCUUUUUACUAACAUACACUUAAAACUAACCUUUCAGUCAACAUCUCUGCCUUUGUAUAAGUAGCAGUUAUUUCUUAAUGGAAGCGAAGAUACAAAUAAAAGGCCCAGAUAAGGUGAAUCUACUUAAAACAAAAAUUUAAAGUCCCAAUACCUUCUCCCAAUUUAUUUCAAAAUGUGUCUUGAAAUCAAAAUGUAAAAUGAUGAAACAGGUUUAAGUUUCAUAAAAUUUAGUUCAUAUAGAAUUUUAAAUGUCUUAAGUCUUAGAACGAAGAAUGAAUAUAGUGUUGAUUU
Trichechus manatus latirostris (Florida manatee) is the source of this 6450-nucleotide messenger RNA. RefSeq names its product ankyrin repeat domain 31 (gene ANKRD31). NCBI's taxonomy places the organism in Eukaryota, Metazoa, Chordata, Mammalia, Sirenia, Trichechidae. Gene Ontology annotation, molecular function: protein binding. The transcript is spliced from 25 exons. The coding region runs from base 182 to 5929 and encodes 1915 amino acids. The record is from RefSeq and is a predicted model, not a curated record.